AUGGAAGUGAAUGGUGAACCAGAUAUAGCCGGUAUUUUCAGCGCGGCUUUAAUGCCAUUGAAAGAUAUGAAAGAUGCAGAUAUUUUGGACCAGUAUGAAAUGAACAUGGCUGAGGGAAAUAUAACACCUGACGUUCUAGAACAUUUAUCUCAAAGAACUACACAGAACCAUAGAGAUGGUAUAUUUGGUGAAGAGUUUAGAAAGAGAGUUAGGGAGAGAGAAGGAAGAGAACCUAUUGUACAUGACCUUGCAAACGAAAGUUUGCAAAAUGUCAUAAAAACUUACUUUGCAGACAAUGAACCGAGAAGGGAUGAAUAUUUAAGAAAACUCAAAUGGACAGUACCAAAUGAAAUGUUAGUAUUGAGAAACAUGUUCCAUGACAAAAUAAAACCAACUACAGAAAUAAAUGACGCAAGACUGAAACGUUGGGUAAAAGCUUUCCCAUUCACAAAAGAUAUUAUUGGUAACAUGGAAAGAAAACCAGAAUGGCUACAAAAACAUAUAUUUGGAAACGAGCUUAUUCCAUAUGGACAAGCUAUAUUUGAAGAGCUUGAACCGGAAACUCAGGAAAGAGUCAUGCAAACAAUAAGCGAAGACUCAAAUACAAACUAUGACAAAAUCUUUCUAGGAUAUUGGUUACCUGAGAUGGGCGACCAGAGCCCAAAGGCAAAAAGGACAUGGGAAAUUUACAACAGACUAGGUGAACAUGAGGCAAAGAUGCAACAACUUGAAGCAGAGGGCAGGUUACCAAAAGCGACACCAAAGAAGAAGAGAAGAGUAGAACAAAGUGAAAGUAGUGAAGAAGUAACUUCAUCUAGUGAAAAUAGUGGCAAUGAAGGAAAAAGAAGAGUUAAAAAUUCAGUCAGGAAGAAAGUAAAGCUUG
Molecule: messenger RNA, 883 nt
Organism: Trichomonas vaginalis G3
Lineage: Eukaryota; Parabasalia; Trichomonadida; Trichomonadidae
Product: protein of unknown function, DUF4106 family
Exons: 1
Source: RefSeq, a predicted model, not a curated record